Molecule: messenger RNA, 1309 nt
Organism: Phyllostomus discolor (pale spear-nosed bat)
Lineage: Eukaryota; Metazoa; Chordata; Mammalia; Chiroptera; Phyllostomidae
Gene: ACRV1
Product: acrosomal vesicle protein 1
Exons: 4
Coding region: 172-1011 (279 amino acids)
Source: RefSeq, a predicted model, not a curated record
GAGGGCCCAGCUGAGAACCUCAGAGCACAGCCCAUUGUUAGCAAACAUGGGCUGAUUCUGAUGUUCUAGAAUUCCCAGACAUGGUGACUUAGCACCGGGAGCUUCAGCUCACAGUUUGUCUUCACGGCUCUUGGGUGACCCACACCAGGUCCCCUCUCUCCCAAAAUCCAGAUGAAGGAGUUUCUCCUACUAAUGUUUCUUUAUCUGCUUGGAUCUGCCAGAGGGGCAUCGGGCAAGCCUGAUAAGCCUCCUGGCUCCACGAAUCAUCAAGCUUCUGUUCAGCGACUUUCAGGUGAGCACUCUUCACUCUCAAACCCUUCAGGCAAAGCGGCUAUGUACAUGACUUCUCCAGGCAAGAUCGCUUUAAGCGAGCGCCCUUCCGAAGAGCACACUUUAGUUGGACGCGCUUUGGGUGAGCACGGUUCAGGGAAACACACUUCAGGCGAGCCCAGUUCCAGUGAGCACGCUGCCGGGAGUGAGCAUGCUGCCGACGAACAGCCUUCCGGUGAUCAGCCCUCGGGAGAAAAGCCUUUCAGUGACCAGCCUUCUGGUGACUCCGGUGAACAGCCUUCCGGUGACCAGUCUUCAGGUGAACAGCCUUCGGGUAGAAAGCCUUUGGGUGAUCAGUCUUUGGAUGAAAAGCCUUCAGGUGAACAGGCUUUGGGUGAAGAUGACUUAGGUGAACCGGCUUCUGGUGAACAGGACUCAGGCGAUAAGCAGUUGGGAGAACUGCCUGCAGACAUUCCAUUGUCCAACGCUUCUUCAGGCUCAGCACUGAAAUGUGUCACAUGCUCUUACAUGAGUGAUCAGGGAAAAUGUCUUCGUGGAGAGGGAGUCUGCUCCGCUCAGAAGUCCCAGCAGUGCAUGUUGAAGAAGAUCUUUGAAGCUGGAAAACUCCAAUUCAUGGUUCAGGGGUGUGAGAACAUGUGCCCAUCCAUGAACCUCUUCUCCCACGGGACAAGGAUGCACAUUAUAUGCUGCAAGAACCAGUCUUUCUGCAACAGGAUCUAGAAGCCUUCCCUGCUUCUGGCUCUGACUCGGGCAGCAGAAAUUCCCCAUCAACCUCAUGGGCUCAAUUUAUAUUUAGUUUCUUUUCCAGUUAACAACUAAUCACAUGGGCCUCUGCCUGAGUGUCAGAAGACAGGGAAGCCAAAUCUCUCUCCUUCCCUAUUCAUGCCAUUACCCGUACACUUCUGUCCUCCCUCUCCCCUGUUCCCCGAACCCAUCUCUCAACAUUUUCUUUUUCAAUAAAUUCCGCAUGGUUAAAGAAUACAGAGUCUAGAGAGACUUCUUUUCCCAUCCGUCAGUC